GGAGGCCCAGGCCGGAAGCUGCGCCGGGGCUGCCGAGUCGCACAUGGGCCCUGGUCGCUCCGGCCCCUCUCCCGGCAGAGCCGCCCGCCAUGGCGGAGCGGAUCGAGCAGCGCAUCGAGGCCCGGCUGCCGGAGCUGGAGCAGCUGGAGCGGGUCGGGCUCUUCACGCGCAAAGAGAUUAAGGCAGUCAUUAAGAAGGCCUCAGCUCUAGAAUACAAAAUACAGAGGAGAGCUCUCCAUAAGGAAGACUUUAUCAAUUACAUUCAGUAUGAAAUUAAUCUGUUGGAACUGAUCAAGAAAAGAAGAUCGCGCAUUGGAUAUUCAUUUAAGAAGGAUGAGAUUGAGUAUUCUAUUGUGCAGCGAAUACAGGGCCUCUUCAGGCGUGCCACAGAAAAAUGGAAAGAUGAUGUGCAGCUGUGGUUGUCGCAUGUGGCUUUUUGCAAGAAAUGGAAUAAAAAAAUUCAGCUUAGCAAGGUGUUUUCUGCCAUGCUAGCCAUUCAUCCGAACAAACCAGCAUUGUGGAUUAUGGCUGCCAAGUGGGAAAUGGAGGAACGGUUCUCGUCUGAAAGCGCCAGGCACUUGUUCCUUCGUGCAUUGCGCUUCCAUCCAGAGUCUCCAAAACUGUAUCAAGAAUAUUUCAGAAUGGAGCUGAUGCAUGCUGAAAAGCAGAAAAAAGAAAAGAAAGAGUUUGAACAAGCCAAGAUGGACUUGGGCGAGUUCAGUUAUUCUGAGGAGGUUCUUAAUGGGGAAAUGGCUCGAAUAAUCUACAGAAAUGCUGUUGAGAAAAUCAAAGGUGCUGAGUUCUACCUGUCCUUGCUUUCAAUUGCAAAGCUCUUUGAUUUUACACAAGACUUGCAAAAAGAUAUUCUUGAAAACUUGCAGGCCGAGCAUGCUGAUGAUCCUCUUACAUGGGACUACAUGGCCCGUCGAGAGCUGGAGAUGGGGUCCUUGCCAUCCCCAGAAUGUUCAUCUAAGCAGAUGAAAGCAUCCGAGGUGGCCCAGAAGGAGGAGCGGUGCUGUGCAGUCUUUGAGGAAGCAGUGACAGCGCUCCCCACAGAGGCCAUGUGGAAAUGCUAUGUCACUUUUUGCUUGGAGAGACUUAACAGGAAAACCAACAGUGAGGAAUUGAGAAGGAAGAGGCUGGAAAGGACUCUGUGUGUGUUCAGCAGAGCCCAGGAGUCCACCUUGCUGCCAGAGACUUUAUACAAACAGUGGCUUCACCUGUUACUGGAGGUUGGCCUUUCUGAGAAGGCCACAGAGGUAGCUGCAGCUGCAACCAAACGGUUCAGCCAGUCGGUGGAAAUGUGGCACACGAGACUGCAGGUGCUAAUCAAACUGAACAGCAGCGAUGUGGCCCAGUGUUUUGAGGAAGCUGUGAGACAAGUGAAAUCUAAGGGCUGUUUACCGUUGUGGACUCUAUGGGUGGAAUGGAGUGAAGGAGCAAACAGCAAGGAAGACACACAAGCCCUCUACCAGAGAUCCUUAUUUGUCAUUGACCCAGCUGACUCAGUAACCAUGAAAGAGAAGUACCUUGAUUGGGCCUACAGAGAUGGCGGUUAUAAGAAAGCAAAGAAAGUCUUUACCAGCCUGCAUGAAAGUCGCCCAUUUUCACUCGAGUUCUUCAGGAAAAUGAUCGAAAUAGAGAAGGAGCAAGAAUCCUGCAAGAUGCUUAAUCUGAGAGAAUACUAUGAACGGGCCCUGAGAGAGUUUGGUUCUACAGAUUCUGAUGUCUGGCUAGAUUACAUCAAAGAGGAGCUAAGCCAUCCCCAAGGCAAACCAGUAAACUGCGGGAACAUUCACUGGAGAGCUAUGAAGAUGCUAGAGGGAGAGCUAGUGGAAAAAUUUGUUUCCAAAUACACUUUGCUGCAAACUGGACAUUUGUGAAAAAUGCAGAUUACGUUGAACUUGCAAACAUUUCUGACAGACAAUAUUGAAGCGCAGAAUUUCCGGAGUUAGUUGGUUGUCCACAUUUUUGUACAAGAUUCUGAAAAUAAAUAUGUUCAGGAACACAUCCUACUACGUACGCUAUGUUUAAGUAUGUUGGAAUUCAUCUGUGGUCCUACCACACAGCUGCUACUAGUGUUCCGUGUCUCAGUGUGGUGUGGGUACAAAUCCACAGUUGAAGAAGAGGAAAAGCUUGUCACAAAGCAAGUGAAGGCAUCUAUCGUAUUCGUAACUGAGAACUUCUGAGAGCAAACACUCCCAACAGUCUACGCUAUCUGGUGCAGUAAAUAGCCACUAUACAUCAGAUUUCAUACAUUUAAAAGUUUAUAUUAAAACUAAAAUUGAUGCAAAGAAAUUUAAUUUCAGUAGAAAUUGAAGCUUGGGUAUCAGGCCCAUAUAGAGCAAUGCAAAAUGGAACAGAAAGCGACAGUAACUGAAAGCAAAGGGAACAACUAUCAAAGUGAGGUUUGGGGAUAGAGGUAAUUUGAGUAUUUGCAUGUAGUGAACCUUGCCUCUUUCCAACAUAACAGGCAGUCAUUUAAUUUACUAAAUUGUAACUUAUUGCAAUACAGUUUUUCAUGAUUUUAUAUUUAAAUAACUCUCUCAAUAUGGCCAAUUUAAACUCUUUCCAUAAACU
Mauremys mutica (yellowpond turtle) is the source of this 2580-nucleotide messenger RNA. RefSeq names its product UTP6 small subunit processome component (gene UTP6). The record is from RefSeq and is a predicted model, not a curated record. Bases 90 to 1883 code for a protein of 597 amino acids. Gene Ontology annotation, cellular component: small-subunit processome; Pwp2p-containing subcomplex of 90S preribosome. Gene Ontology annotation, molecular function: snoRNA binding; protein binding. Gene Ontology annotation, biological process: maturation of SSU-rRNA from tricistronic rRNA transcript (SSU-rRNA, 5.8S rRNA, LSU-rRNA). The transcript is spliced from 19 exons. NCBI's taxonomy places the organism in Eukaryota, Metazoa, Chordata, Testudines, Geoemydidae.